AUGAAGGUCGGGACGGAGACGGCAUAUCUCGUGCUCAAUUUGCCCUUAGUCCGACAACGGUCCGACCAGGGGCCAACCUCGCAAACGCUUUCGCUUCCAGCUGAAGUCGAGCAACUCCAGGGCAUUUGUGCUGACACGCGGGCAUCAGCCAACGCAGUCCCAAGCAAGACCACCGUCGCCAUCGUAGGAGGUGGCCCGGUAGGCCUGAUAUGCUCGAUCCUCCUCUCCCUCCAAGGCAUCGAGAAUGUCGUCCUCGAACGGCAGCCGGACACCUCAAUCCACCCAAAGGCUGUUGGUCUGAAUCAAAGAACUGUGGAGAUUCUCCGCAAGAUUGGAGUGGAAGAUGAAGUCCUACGACAAGCAGCGCCUCCUGAGAUGAGCGGCCGGACUGCCUGGUACACCAGCUUCGGCCCAAACGGACGUGAGAUUUGCAGUCGUGAUGCCUGGGGUGGUGGGAUGUAUCAGGAUGCGUUUGCGAAGGCGAGUCCUUGCCGUUAUGUGCUGUUGCCACAAAUCCGUCUCGAACCUAUUCUCAAGAAAAGAGCUUUGGAGCUCAACCCUCAAGGUCUCUUCUUCGGCCACGAAGUAGAUGGCUUGGGGGAGAGCGGUGGCAAUGUCACUGUCAAGUACCACGAUCGACGGAACAAGGAGACUUCGUUCCAUGGCGAGCUAACAGCAAAAUACGCCCUCGGAGCAGACGGCGGCCGAGUCAUCACGAAGCAGCUUGAUAUCGCUAUGAACGGGCCUUCGAACAUCGUCGACAUGGUUUCUGCGCAUGUAAGAUCACCAAUCAGUCUACAUCGCCCAGACCAAAGGAUCUUCCUCCACUGGUUCAUCAGUCCAGAGCUGGGCGGGUCCUUGAAGACAGGCUACCUGUAUCAUCUCGGUCCUCACCCAAUGGAUCCCGCCACAGAGGAGUGGUGCUUUGCUUGUGCAAGGCUACCGCACGAGCAAGCUCAGCCAUUCACCGAAGAAGAUAUGCUGCAGAGGAUGAGACGAACUCUCCAGAUUCCUGAUCUGAGCAUCGAGCUUCUCAGCCUGAGCCACUGGCAGGUGAAUGCCAUGACCGCUGAGCGAUACAUGAGUACUGCUGGACGUGUCUUACUAGUGGGUGAUGCUGCUCACAGGGUCCCGCCAUGGGGCGCUUUGGGAUUGAACUCUGGCAUCCAAGACGCUGACAAUUUGAUCUGGAAGCUGGCACUGGCUCUGAAGCAGCCCGAAAUUGAGUCUGGCCGCCUGCUAGCCAGCUACGACGCUGAGAGGCGUCCGAUUGGCGAGCGAAUAGCCAAGACCAGUCUGUAUAACAUGCAGGCGCAUGCGGGUGUUCUUGACAAGGCUCUUGGACUGUCUCCGGACAAGAGCCAAGAAGCAAAUGUGGAGGCUAUGAAUCAGUACUUUGACCAGGCGGAUAAGGAAGAAGGCGCCGGGAAGAGACAAGAUGUCGCCAAAGCACUGGACGUACUGGACAUCGAGUUCUAUGCCCACGCUGCUGAGGUAGGCUUCUUCUACGAUCAAGAUUAUGACGGCGACUAUGGGUCCAACGGAACAGUGGACAACCCGCAGGUGGGCAACGACGGUGAGAUGAAACUGUGCGUAUACCAUCCUAGCACGAGAACGGGGAGCCAGCUACCGCAUGCCUGGCUUCAGCCCGGGGACAGGAAAGGCAAGCAAAUUUCGACCAGGGAGCUUGUGAGGCCAAAUAAGCUCGUCCUUCUGGGCAUGUCCUCGCAAUGGACGAGGAUACAACAUGCUCUUGUCGAAAACUUGGGCAUUGGCGAUGACGGGCAGUAUAUGCCAUGUGACAACACAUGGAGAGAAGUCUGUGGCGAUCUGGCUGACUCCGGAGCUCUUCUCGUCCGGCCGGACGGCAUCAUUGCAUAUCGCUUCAGUCACGACAUGCUGCCGCAUGAGCGUGACUGCAAUGCCGACUUCUCGACGAUCGUGGACAUCGUACGGGGCCUGCAUUGA
This is a messenger RNA of Saxophila tyrrhenica, 1968 nucleotides long. RefSeq lists its product as uncharacterized. The record is from RefSeq and is a predicted model, not a curated record. Bases 1 to 1968 code for a protein of 655 amino acids. NCBI's taxonomy places the organism in Eukaryota, Fungi, Ascomycota, Dothideomycetes, Mycosphaerellales, Extremaceae. Gene Ontology annotation, molecular function: FAD binding; oxidoreductase activity. The transcript is spliced from 2 exons.